Polyodon spathula (Mississippi paddlefish) is the source of this 2790-nucleotide messenger RNA. It is a transcript of the gene abhd5a, whose product is annotated as abhydrolase domain containing 5a. The coding region runs from base 60 to 1094 and encodes 344 amino acids. The transcript has 7 exons. Gene Ontology annotation, biological process: positive regulation of triglyceride catabolic process; negative regulation of triglyceride storage. NCBI's taxonomy places the organism in Eukaryota, Metazoa, Chordata, Actinopteri, Acipenseriformes, Polyodontidae. Gene Ontology annotation, cellular component: lipid droplet. The record is from RefSeq and is a predicted model, not a curated record.
CCCACCUUUAAGACGUGUAGGGACAUGACGUCACCCCAAGUUUCAUUCGCUUGAGAAAGAUGGCCGAUGACACAGUGUCAGUGGACAGCGGGUCCUGGUGGAUUUUAAGUUGGUUGCCCACAUGGUGCCCUACUUCCCUGUCACUUCUGAAGGACGCAGAGGAUAAGAUGCUGGAAUCUAUUACAAGCAAGUUUUCAAAGCACUAUAUUUUAAUAUCCAACGGAAACAGAAUAUGGACACUAUCAUUUAAUGGGAACAUAUCCAGUAAAACCCCUCUUGUGCUUAUUCAUGGAUUUGGAGGGGGAGUGGCCCUGUGGGCACUCAACGUUGAUGCCCUUUGUCAACAGCGAACUGUUUAUGUUUUUGACCUGCUGGGCUUUGGGAGAAGUAGUCGGCCACACUUCAGCAGCGAUUCAGAGGAGGCAGAAAACCAGUUUGUGGAAUCGGUAGAAGAAUGGAGGGCAAUGGUGGGUGUAGAGACAAUGAUUUUACUGGGACACAACCUGGGUGGAUAUUUGGCAGCUGCGUAUACACUGAGAUACCCGUCAAGAGUAAAGCAUCUUAUAUUAGUGGAACCCUGGGGAUUUCCUGAGAGACCAACCAACCCCGAUCAGGAGCAGCCUAUUCCAGUCUGGAUUAAAGCCGUUGGGGCAUUUCUGAGUCCAUUUAACCCACUAGCUGGUCUCAGAAUGGCUGGCCCUUUAGGCCCAAGUCUUGUUCAGCGAUUAAGACCUGACUUUAAAAGAAAAUACUCCACGUUGUUUGAAGACAAUACUGUGACAGAGUAUAUAUACCACUGUAACGCACAGACACCUAGCGGGGAAACUGCUUUCAAGAAUAUGACCAUUCCAUAUGGGUGGGCAAAGCGGCCCAUGCUGCAUAGGGUUGGCCUUAUUCAAGAAGACAUCCCUAUUACAGUCAUUUAUGGGGCACGCUCCUGUGUAGAUGGGAAUUCUGGGAAGGCAAUUAAACAACUAAGACCAAAUUCACACGUGGAGACAGUAGCAAUCCGAGGUGCUGGACAUUAUGUCUAUGCCGAUCAACCUGAAGAUUUCAAUCAAAAAGUCAUAGAGAUCUGUAACUCUGUGGAGUGAAAAGACUGAAUCUCUACUGAAACCUGCAGUAAUCACCACUUUAACGACUGAAUGAGAGCUAAACUCACCAGCAUUAAAUUAUUAAAAGGCAACCUUCAAAUCAUGCACAAAGGAAACCGAUUUCUCAGACAUAUUUUGAACACUUACCAAGGAUUUCAUGUAUACCCUCAAAACUGGAAAGUGCCUUUAUUGUACAGUGUUUUAAAUAAGAAUACUUUUAAUUAUGGAUUCUGUUUUUUUUUUUUUUUGGAUGUCUCCUAAAUUAAAAUAAGGAUAUGUCAUUUUAAAAUGUUGGUGUGGGCAAGUAGGCGGAUUUAAAAAUAAUUAUUAUUAAAAUUGUUCUGUUUUUUAGUCAGCAAGCUUCGCUAAAAUUGCUUCUGAUGAAUUUCUGUUCCUGCUCUACAUUCAGUAUAUUUCUUUAAAAUAAUAUGUUUGAGUUUCAUUGUCCCUUCAGCUAAAUCUGAUGUUAAAAAAUAAUUAUAUAUGCUAUUACUCCUGCAAUAAGAUAAUAAAUAAAUACGUGUUUAUAAUGUCCCCCUCUGGGGUUAUUUACACUGGACCAUAAUGAUCCUGUUUAAUAUUGUACAGUUAUAUAAUUUAAGGAAUUUUAAAUAACUUUUCUUGUUUGGUUGUUUUCAUCAAAUAUAAUGUCAUACAACAGCAUGUUGUCAAAUAUAGUACCAGUAAGAGUUAACUGUAUUUUAUAAAUUCAUUUUUGCACACAUAACAUGCUAGCAAAUUCUGCCGCUAAUCAAAGCAGUAUUUGUCAAUAGAUACAUGUGCCAAGCAUAUCCAUCAAUAAUUUUUCAUAGUAAUCAUAUGUUUGAAUUGUAUUUUUUGUUGUUGUUUUAUUCAUAAAUUAAACUGUGGUUUAUUCUGUAUUUGCAUGUUCUGUGUGAUGCAGUAGUAACACAUGCAUGUGUUAUGACGUGGUCAUCCUACCAAUAGAACAACGGGUCUGAAUGGGUUAAUAGUUCAGGCCUAUUUGCCAGGUAUUAUUGUAGCUCAAUUUUGUAACAAGUCAGAUAUUGCUGUUGCUUUUCGUUUGUGAAUUAGAAUCAAGGGGUUUAUCCUGCUGCAGUGUUUUUUUAAAUGGUAUACCAGUUAGCCUUUUAUCACAAUCUAAUUUGCAAUACGGUUACUCACCCUAAGGAGUUAAUUAUAAAACCAAGCACAAUUUUGACAGAAAAUUUAACCCAUACUUAUAUUGCAACCCUGCAGCCAGAGAAUUACAUUUAUAUUGCAUCCAGAACCAGACUGCCACAUUUAUGUGUGUAUGGGGAGCAUGGUAGGUAAGUGGGGCUUGCGAGAUAGAGAUUUACAAUACUUUUUUUAUUUUUUUUUUAUUUUAAACUCUCUUGCUCACUAAAAGUUUUUUAACUGGAAUUCGAAUGUCUGGAAGUAGUAUCCUUCUAACAUGUGGAACUUUUGUUAGAAUUGUAGGACUUGCAGAGUAUUCAAGAAUGAGGACAAAGAUAUACCUUGGCCAAUGUGGGUGCCAAGUAAUAUUGUUACUGUGUGAAGUAAGGGAAGCUGCAGAGGGAUUUGUAGUCAAACCUACAAAAAUGGCAGGGAUAUUAUAUUAAUUUGCAUCAUAUUUAAUUUACUUUUUUAUUAUGCUGUGAAGUGUGUUCUUUGUCAUUACUAUUGUUAUUUACCAAGCAUGCUAUUUUAUUCCAUUAAAAAUUUCCUCUUU